Messenger RNA from Austrofundulus limnaeus, 2171 nucleotides. Its product is annotated as perforin-1-like. The record is from RefSeq and is a predicted model, not a curated record. Bases 863 to 2119 code for a protein of 418 amino acids. Gene Ontology annotation, cellular component: membrane. NCBI's taxonomy places the organism in Eukaryota, Metazoa, Chordata, Actinopteri, Cyprinodontiformes, Rivulidae. The transcript is spliced from 6 exons. Gene Ontology annotation, molecular function: wide pore channel activity. Gene Ontology annotation, biological process: defense response to virus; immunological synapse formation; T cell mediated cytotoxicity.
GAGAUGUUGAAACGAAUGCACUCCUCCAGGAUGAAGCAAAAUGAGUCAUGUUUAGAUUUGUGUCUGAAAGAAGAAAAAGAAGAAAUCCUGAAGCAGAGAUGGUAAAGAAUAUUUAAACCAUUCAUCUUGCAGCAUCAGAGGUACUCGGUUCUGGAAACAUGAUGCGUGUACAGAAUGUGAAUGUGAGGACAAAUGGUGUUUAUUGAUACAAAAUCUGCUUGUGUCUUUCUAAAAGAAUGACUGCAGGAUUGUUGCAUGCUAAUGGACAUCUGUGAAUAACAUAUGUUGUUUUUUGUAACGGAGAAAUCAGGGACAUCUGAGUUCAGAAUAAGACCAACAUUUGCACUUCAGACUAUUUUUAAAUAUAUAAAGUCAUUAUAUUGGUUUGGACAGGCYGCUUGAUCAGAUACAGGUAUAUUCUACUUUUAUACCCAUUCUGCAGAACMCCACUUCAAAAUUAUUGCUUUCAAUUACCUUUAUAAAACCUCAGUGUAUAGAAUACCUAAAUGUUGCCUGCAGACAACUUCUCAACUUCCCUCCAUGUCCCAGUGCCACGUUUUCUGUCUUUGCUUUUUUUAUGAUUUUUCAUAAUUUAUUAGCUUGGAGAAUAAUGAAGCUCAUUAUAGGGUGUAAGGUUAUUAUUUCGCAGCCUCUCCUCAUCCCUAUAAAGAAGAAACACCCUGAUGAGGUCAGGUUUUAGUUGAUAUUUUGGAUGAAGUAGUUUGAGGAAAAAUGUGACGAGGAAAAAAAACAUAAAAUAAACUAUAAACCAAUACAAAUGCUGUAAAAUCUUUCUUCUUUAAAUUAAAAUAGUGCAAAAUAAGGAUCUGUUAUGUGUGUUUUUGUCUAAAAUAUUCCAGCCAUGACGUCCUGUUCAUCUUCAGCCGGUCUCCUCCUGAGCCUCGUCCUCUCUCUGUCUCCUGCUCUCUGCUGUCGCAUCGGGAACCACAGCGAAUGUGAUGCUGCUGUUUUUGUACCAGGCUACAACCUGGUGGGGGAGGGCUUCGAUGUGGUCACCCUGCAAAGAAAGGGGGCUUAUGUGAUUGAUGUGAAGACUUACUUUACUCCAGGCGGCACCUGCACACUCUGCUCCAACCCUCUUCAAGGCAACAGGCUGCAGAAAGUUGGUCUGGAUGUUGAAAAGUAUGUGUCUGCCGGCCUGGAGGUUGGAGGAACAGGCUCCACUUCUUAUAGCUUCGCUUCACAAAGAACAAAAGAGGACCGCUACACUUUCAGUACACAUAGGRUCACCUGCAGCCAUUAUGGCUACCGUGUGUCAACGAGACCCCCCUUCAGCUCCGAGUUCAAAAAGGAUGUAAACAGACUGCCGAGUCACUACAGCCCCUCCACCGCUGCUCAGUUCAAAGAGCUCAUCAACACCUACGGCACACACUAUAUCCGACAGGUUAAUCUUGGAGGACGGCUGAGACGAGUAUCAGCCUCACGAACCUGUUUGUCCUCACUGAACGGGUUAACCUCAGAUGAGGUCCACUCCUGUUUAUCAGUGGGUAUUGCUGUUGGUCUGGGAAAAAUUAAAUUAUCUAGUGUCCAAAAGUCUUGUAAGAAAGUUCUAGAGAACCAGGAUGUCUCUACUGGCCAAAGCUCAGGUUUGCACCAACACUACACAGAGGUAUCAGGAGGCAAUGGAUGGCUGGGGGAGUUUUCACUAACUCAUAAUGACUCUUCGGGUUAUUUGAAGUGGCUGGACUCACUGAAGGAUCACCCAGACGUUGUUUCGUACUCCCUUCGGCCAAUUUAUCAGCUCAUGUCAAGUGAGACACAGAAGGCAGGGAUGAAGGCCACCAUUGAGAAGUACUUGGAAGACAAUGCUGUGAAGAUCUCCCCCGGAGAACCCCAGUGCGAGGUGUCAACUAAUCUGGCCUCCAACUGCUGUCCUAUGCAUGCCUCCAAGGGGACGCUGGCAGUGACCAUUGUUCAGGCCUGGAAUCUGAAAGGAGAUCUAACUGGAAACACUGACAGCUAUGCCAAGAUGCGGUAUGGUUCCAUAUAUCGCAGGACCCAUAUGAUCCGAUCAAACAAUCCCAAGUGGAAUGCUUAUUAUGAUUUAGGAGAGGUCAGUAAAUUUCUACUUCACAAAUAUGUUCAAAAUGCAAUAUAACGCCAACAAUGAGCUUUACAAAUGUAAAGCAAGUACAAGUACUAUGGAACAA